This is a messenger RNA of Bombus pascuorum, 1987 nucleotides long. It is a transcript of the gene sqd, whose product is annotated as RNA-binding protein squid. The transcript has 9 exons. The record is from RefSeq and is a predicted model, not a curated record. Gene Ontology annotation, molecular function: RNA binding. Gene Ontology annotation, biological process: regulation of gene expression. Gene Ontology annotation, cellular component: nucleoplasm. The coding region runs from base 169 to 1257 and encodes 362 amino acids. Lineage: Eukaryota; Metazoa; Arthropoda; Insecta; Hymenoptera; Apidae.
AGUCAAACGGAGCGCAAGUCGUACCUCUUCCUUCUCCAUUCGACGGGCGAUCAGUACGGACGUGAGAGUGUUGUUAGCUCGUGUAGUGUAUUUAAUUAUUUGUUAAAGCGCGAUUUAUAAUUGUGUUUUAAGUGUUUUAUUAGAAUAAAAAAAAAAGUAUAACAAAUAAUGGCCGAUCAGGAAAACAAGGACUUCAGCGAAGAUAUUGCCGAUCAAAACUUCGAGCAGAACGGCGAAGCAGAGAACGGCGGCGGGGACGCCGCAGAAAAUGGCCAAGAAUCACAGGAGGACAGGUCAACCGGGGGUAAUCAGGAUUCUUUAAAUGAUAGGAAAUUAUUUGUCGGUGGAUUAAGCUGGGAGACUACAGACAAGGAAUUAAGGGAUCAUUUUGGUACAUAUGGAGACAUUGAAAGCAUCAAUGUCAAAACAGAUCCUAAUACCGGACGGUCGCGUGGAUUUGCUUUCAUCGUUUUUGCUAAAGCAGAAUCGUUAGAUAAGAUCAUGGCAGCCGGCGAUCAUAUAAUUAACAAUAAGAAAGUUGAUCCUAAGAAAGCAAAGGCUAGACAUGGCAAAGUCUUUGUUGGUGGUCUUUCAACAGAAUUGUCAGAUGAUGAUAUCAAGCAUUUCUUUUCUCAAUUUGGAACAAUUGUUGAGGUAGAAAUGCCAUUUGACAAGACAAAGAACCAGAGGAAAGGUUUCUGCUUUAUUACAUUCGAAUCUGAACAAGUUGUAAACGAAUUGCUGAAAACUCCUAAGCAAACAAUUAAUGGUAAAGAGGUCGAUGUAAAGAAAGCAACACCUAAACCAGAUGGUAUGGGAGGAAUGCGUGGUGGCGCUGGAGGUCGAGGCGGCCGUGGCGGUAGAGGAGGUAGAGGUCGCGGUUUUGGCGGUCAAGGCGGCUGGGGCCAAGGCGGAUACGGAGGUGGUUAUGGCGGCGGUUACGGUCAAGGCGGUUAUGGCGGUGGCUAUGAUGGAUACGGAGGAGGCUACGAUUAUUACGGCGGUGGGUACGGCGGCUAUGGUGGUUACGACUACAGUGGAUACGACGGCUAUGGCUAUGGCGGUGGUAGUUACGAUGGUGGCUACAGUGGUGGGCGCGGUGGUGCACGCGGUAAAGGUUUCCUGUCCAUCCACAAAUCUCAUAACUCGUUAAAUCAUCAUUCCAUUAAACCACGCCACUUUCAGCAAGAUUUUCAACAACGCAGACUACUGCCGCAAAAUAAAAUGAAUCAUCAGGAAUCACGACAAAAACUGUAAUAGCUUCACGUUUUGCGUCUAGCAAUACAUCUGUAUUAACAAGACAACAAAAGCAAACAUAUAUACAUAUAUAUAUUAUAUAUAUAUACAUAUAGGUACACAAUGCUUUCUUCCAUCUCUCGUUUACCCUUUUGUACAAAGUGAAAAAUACUUCAUAUUUUACAUUGGUCUUCUGUCUCAUUUCAUCUUAUUUAUCAUGAAUUUUUUUUACCGUUAUUGUACGUUACGUUAUUCAGCGUAAGGCAAUAUCACAUCGCAAUACGUUUGUAAAUUAUUAAUAUUCUAUGUUAAUACAAUUAUAGAAUGAUAUAAAUGCUGGCGUGAUAAUUAUUCCAAACGUAUAGACGAAAUGCCUUACAAUGAAGUAUUGUAACGUAAUAUUUUUGUGCAAAUGGGAAAGCAAAAGAUGAUAGGAAAUAAUUUAAAUACAGAUAUAUUAGGAAGAAUCAAGUUUCUCAUUCAUCUUUUGGGACUACUGAGAAAUACCUACGUCCCUAUUUUUAACAAUAAGAUUAUUAUAAUUUGUUUAUAAACUAAACUUAAUAAGAAGAAAACCACUAUAGAAAAGUAAGCAGGCAAUGUACUUUUUACACGGCUAUGAUGAGACAAAAAUGAAAAGUACCGAAUUGUUUAUAAUGAUUGUGUGAGGUAUGAAAUGAGGUAAAAAGAUUAUUGCUUCCUUAUUGGUAAGAAAAAUAGGAUAAAAUAAAUUGAUUUUGUGUACAUAAUA